Alternaria atra is the source of this 1605-nucleotide messenger RNA. RefSeq lists its product as uncharacterized. The transcript is spliced from 2 exons. The coding region runs from base 1 to 1605 and encodes 534 amino acids. Lineage: Eukaryota; Fungi; Ascomycota; Dothideomycetes; Pleosporales; Pleosporaceae. The record is from RefSeq and is a predicted model, not a curated record.
AUGUCGUCGUCUGGCGCAUCGCAGCCCACACCGCCUGGUAAAUCGCAAAACAUCGAUCCGAUAUUGCGUAAUGCGCUCCGCUACACCAUCUCGGCAAAGGAGUAUCAGUUGCUGCACCAAUACCUCCUUUCGCGCGCACCGGUUGUGAAGAAGCACACUAUACAUCCCAAGCGAUAUGACGCAAUUGUAAAGGGUCCAGAUGAUUACAAUGUAGCGGCAUUCCGCGCUGCACUGCGCUUGGGAGUCGUGACCUUCUCGGGGCUGAAGGCUUGGGAAGUGAUUAGUACAAGGCUUUUGUCGCGGGGAACCGCGAAGAGGAGUCAACCCAGGACAUCAGUCUUCAGGUCACCAAACGUGCGCCUUAGCAGCUCCCUCGCCCUCAUACUCCUAUUCCACCGCCUCCUACGUCGCUUCUUCCUGCGCAUUCGUGAAAGCCUCCUAAGCAAUGAAGGCAAGUCGUUCCGGCGACGGAACCCACGCAUAUCUCGUUCCCUGACAUCGAGAUUGGCACCGGCCAUUGGAUCCAGCUUGGCAGGUUUCUUCCUCGCCGUAUACCCUGGAGAUCAACUGCGUGUUACAAUCGCGAUAUACAUCAUGACAAGGGCUCUUGAAUUUGGCUACAACUACCUAGAGGAGCUAGGCUACUUCAAGAAUAAACCCAGUUGGUUCGGCUCCUGGAUGAUAAUGCCAGUAGCAUGUGGACAACUAUUGCACGCGUUUGCCUUCGAUCGCGACUGUUUCCCCUCUGGAUUAGGCGAUCACAUAUUGAAGAACUCUCCAGAGUACAUACAGAAACGACCGACAGACUACCCAAGCACAGCGCAAUGGCCAGGUAAAUUCGACAUUGUGGACAAUCUAGCGGAGAUCUCGCGACAGCGCUGGCCACCUUUCGUAUCCCCCAUUCUCUUUCCCAACGCAGAAACGCUACCAAAACGCCUGACGUCCAUCUCCCCAAUAACUUCUCCUGCACAUCCAGCCAUCAAGUCCUUGUCGUGUGCCUUACUCCACCCACAUGAUCCUUCCUGCCUACGAACCUACGUCCAGUACUGGAUCCAAGCCUUUCCCAAAAUCGCCCGUUUCUUCACUCUGUUCUUCACAGCUAUGAGCAUCACAAAGUACAAGGCUUUCCUCUCCUCGCCCAUCACCUCGUUGAACAAUCUUGCCAAACGCAUAUUGCGCAUGUCGCUCUUCCUCUCUGGUGCCAUAGGAACAAGUUGGGGCUCUAUUUGCCUGUUCCAGAAUAUCUUACCCCGGACGUUCCUUUCUACGCAACGCUGGUUCCUAGGUGGUUUCCUCAGUGGGUUAUGGGCAUUCCUGGAAAGGAAAGGUGGAAGGAGUAAUUUCUUGUAUACGGCUAGAAUGUCGAUCGAUUCGCUGUGGAAAGUAGGGGUUAAGAGGAGAUGGUGGAAGGGCGUGAAGAAUGGGGAUGUACUGCUUUUCGUUGUUAGUCUGGCGACUGUAAAUGCUCUGUACGAGGUGUCGCCUCGGGCGGUUAAUAGUGGCGUUGCGAGGAAAGGACUAGGUGUGUUGAGGGGUGAGGGCUGGGUUGAUAGAGCAGUGGUGCUGAGAGAACGCAAGGGCAAGGAAGGUGCUGAUGAGGAGUAA